ACAGCUGAGAUAAUGGAGUUUAUUAAAGAGGAGUGUGAAGACAUGAGUGAAGGAGUGAGAGAAGAAGAUACUGACGAACAGAGAGAUCUGAUGAAAGUGGAAGAGGAAAGUGAAGAACGGAGUGAAGUGAAAAGUGAAGAAGAAAGUGAAGAACUGAGUGAAGUGGAAAAACAUCAGAAAUCUCUGAAUAUCACAGGAAGAAAAAAAUCUUCUAGUUGUUUAAAGACUAAAAAGAAUGUUUCACAGAAAAGACCUCAAAGAUCAAAAGCUAAAAGGCCAUCAUGCACCUGCCUUCAGUGUGGAAAGAGUUUCACAUGUAAAGGAAGCCUUAAGGAUCACACAAGGAUUCACACUGGAGAAAGACCUUUCACAUGCAGUUACUGUGGAGUAGGGUUUAAACAAAGCGGAAGCCUUACAGAACACAUAAGAAUCCACACUGGAGAGAAGCCUUACUCAUGCAGUCAAUGUGGGAAGAGUUACACGCAGAAAGGAGCCCUUGGGACACACAUGAAAACUCACACUGAAGAGAAGCCUUUUACAUGCCCGCAGUGUGGGAAAGGUUUUAUACUGAAAUCAAACUUUAACCUUCACUUAAAAUCUCACUCCAGUGAGAAGCCUUUCAUCUGUUCUCAGUGUGGAAAAGCUUUUAUUCAGUCGUCACACCUGAAAGUCCACGAGGUCGUUCACAGUGAAGUGAAGCCGUUUCACUGCGCUUCAUGUAACAAGAGUUUCAGCCAAAUGUCUAGCCUUCGAAUUCAUUUAAAAUCAUUCAUGCAUAAUAAAUACAGGUCCCUAGAAAAGUUCAUGAUCCCAGCUGUAGCCUCAGGUCAUGGUUUUCCCUCAGGAGCAAAUGUGUCCCAACAGAGCAAUAUAGCAGGGUCGUCUACUAAAACACAUUACCUGCAGUGAGAAAGGCAGUUCAGGAGACAUGAAUGUAUUAGUUCAGAAUAUAAACGAAUAAUUGAAACAUGCCUGGUGUUGUGAAGGGAUUUAAUGUUUAGCAGUAAA
This is a messenger RNA of Rhinichthys klamathensis goyatoka, 1008 nucleotides long. RefSeq names its product gastrula zinc finger protein XlCGF7.1-like. The record is from RefSeq and is a predicted model, not a curated record. Lineage: Eukaryota; Metazoa; Chordata; Actinopteri; Cypriniformes; Leuciscidae. The transcript has 3 exons. The coding region runs from base 13 to 909 and encodes 298 amino acids. Gene Ontology annotation, cellular component: nucleus.